AAUAUGCUUACUUAAACCAUUUAGAAGUAUUGCACCAAUAUGGUCUAGAAAGUAUUUUUGUUCUAUUUAAAGGCACCUUGUUUUUUCCCUUUAAUGCAUUAUAUAUCCAUAUUCUAUGCACUUGUGCUUGUUUCUCGUUAGUUUCACUUUAAAAGCAAUAAAAGUGGAACACAAACCACUAGAUGAAAAUGUCUUUGGAUCACCGACACGGAUCUGAGACCCUCCUUCAUGGAGAGUUUGGAGUUUACCCAACAAAAGAUAUUCGCUAUGCACUUAGUCUGACUCAUACAGGUCUUCAUAUUCAGAGAUUAGUACCAAAGCCAGAGGAUGACCAACGAACUGUGCUGUCCCUUCUUGACAUGGUGGGUUGUCACACUCUUCGUAAUCAUGGUUCUUCAGAUAAGUUUGCCUAUUUUUCAAUCUACUCCUAUCCUUUAAAAAAGAAGAAGGUCACUAUGGGCUCCGGUCGCACUCGUCAAAGAUUGGUUCGUACAUUCCGAGUAGAUGAAUCAACAGAUUAUAGCAGGAACCGGUUAAUAGCUGAGAAGUGGGCAAUUGCAAUAAAGUGUUUGAUUCAGGGAGUUCCCAUUGGCAGUGAAACAGAUUUUGUUCCUGAUCUCUUGCCAAGAGCACGACGGUUGAUGCUUUUGCUGAAUCCCUGUGGUGGACGGGGUAACGCCCUCCAGCAGUGCCAUACCCAUAUAUUACCUAUGAUCACAGAGGCAGAUAUCAGCUAUAACCUUAUACAAACAGAGAGACAAAAUCAUGCUCGAGACCUGGUGCAAAGUAUCAAUCUGGAGGAGUGGGAUGGCAUAGUUGUCAUUUCCGGAGAUGGACUUCUAUAUGAGGUUAUUAACGGUUUGAUGGAACGCCCUGACUGGGAAGAUGCAAUAAAGAUGCCAGUUGGAAUUCUCCCUUGUGGCUCAGGAAAUGCUUUGGCUGGAGCUGUCAACUAUAAUGCAGGGUUUGAACAGGCAAUGGGAACAGAGCUGCUACUAAACUGUAUAUUGCUCCUAUGUCGUGGUACACUUAUGCCUAUGGACCUUGUAUCUGUGACUACCUGCUCUGGAAACCGUUCAUUUUCCUUUCUUAGUGUUGCCUGGGGCUUUAUUUCUGAUGUGGACAUAGAAAGUGAAAAGUAUCGACACAUGGGCUCAGCUCGUUUUACUGUUGGAACUAUGGUAAGGGUGGCAUCACUACGUACUUAUCGAGGCCGUCUUUCCUACUUACCUGUGCUAGAUGCUCACCGCCCCAUCUGCAGAAGUAUCACACUUUCUCCCAAUGGGAGCCUUUCUUCUUUUCAUCAUGCUCCUUUACACCGCACAAUUUCAGACAUGGGACUUUGUGAAGAGCGCAAUAUUAUGUUUAAGCGUUCCUCUGCUGCAUUUGAUACCAAUGAGUUACCUAGUUUUGAGACUCCAUCUCCAGGUUCUCCAACAGCCUUGCACUCCACUAGCUUCUCAUUUGACGCACUGCCUGACCAUCCACAAAAGGAAAAAACAUUAUCCAAUGACAAAAAAUAUCAUACACCUCACAGUGUAAACGGACCAAAGGAUGAUCUUGUUCCUCCACUAGAGCAACCGUUACCUAAGAGCUGGAUAACUGUGGAAGAUGAUUUCAUUCUUGUUUUGGCUAUUUAUCAGAGCCAUUUGGGAGCAGACUUAUUCACUGCACCAUUUUCCUACUUUGACGAUGGUUUGAUCCACCUCUUCUUUGUGAAAGCAGGGAUUUCUAGAGCUGCCCUUGUUCGUCUCUUCCUGGCUAUGGAAAAGGGAACACAUUUUGAGAUGGCAUGUCCACACCUUGUCCAUGUGCCUGUUCAAGCUUUCCGUUUGGAACCACUUACAAGGAAAGGAGUUCUUACUGUUGAUGGGGAGCGUGUAGAAUAUGGUCCGAUUCAGGCUCAGAUACAUCCUGGACUUAGCAACCUCAUCACAGGGUCUCAGAGAGUCCGUUUAACUACUUUUUAAUGAUUUGUUCAGUGCCAGGCUCUAUUGUGCAAUACAAAUUUAUCUUGUGGUUUAUUGUAGUUUGAACUAAAUGUUAAUAUUAUAUCAAUGCUUUGGUUUGUGUCGAAGGGCAAAACUGAAGCGGUUUGAAAUUGUGGCAUGUGCCUAGCUAACAAUACAAGUUGCCUACGUUUAUAGUUUUAUUUUUGUUCUUUAAUUUAAAAAAAAAUUUUAAAUACUAAUUUCUCCAACAUAGGUGUGUCCG
This is a messenger RNA of Bombina bombina (fire-bellied toad), 2214 nucleotides long. It is a transcript of the gene SPHK2, whose product is annotated as sphingosine kinase 2. The record is from RefSeq and is a predicted model, not a curated record. Lineage: Eukaryota; Metazoa; Chordata; Amphibia; Anura; Bombinatoridae. Gene Ontology annotation, biological process: sphingosine biosynthetic process; positive regulation of apoptotic process; sphinganine-1-phosphate biosynthetic process. The coding region runs from base 183 to 1970 and encodes 595 amino acids. Gene Ontology annotation, cellular component: intracellular membrane-bounded organelle; membrane; cytoplasm. The transcript has 5 exons.